CCCUGCAGCCUGCACCUCCCUCUCUGCUGGGUCCUGUGCAGGGCAGGAGGAGCUGUCUGCACCCACUGCUGCACUCCUCUCUGGGACUAAUGAGAGAGAAGCAAGGAGUGUGAUGAUAUACACCACACAUUCACAUGAGAGAAUUGAAGAAAACCAGCAGUGAAGAUGAAAAGCAACUGGAAAAUUACAGCUUUCUUUUACGUGUGUAGUUUUCUGUGGUCUUUCAUCUCAGCAACCAUCCAGCACCAAUCAAGACUACCAGCCAUUCUGGGUGCUAGUCACAGAAUUGAUAUCUGCCCAACAAUCAGGAUUGGCCAAGAUGACUUACCAGGCUUUGACCUGAUUUCUCAGUUCCAAAUAGAAAAAGCUGCUUCCCAAGGAGUUAUUGAACGAGUAGUAGGCUCCACUUCUCUACAAGUGGCUUAUAAAUUGGGACCCAAUGUAGACUUCAGGAUACCAACCAGUGCCAUCUAUUCCAACGGAUUGCCUGAUGAAUAUUCCUUUCUAACUACUUUUCGGAUGACUGGGGCCACACUUCAGAAAUACUGGACUCUUUGGCAGAUCCAGGAUUCUUCAGGAAAAGAACAAGUUGGAGUGAAUCUUAAUGGCCAAAUGAAAAGUGUUGAGUUUUGUUAUAAAGGAGCAGAUGGAAGACUCCAAACUGCAUCAUUUUUGCAUUUGCCUUUCUUGUUUGACUCCCAAUGGCACAAGCUUAUGAUAAUCGUGGAAGCAAAUAGUGUCACACUUUUUAUUGACUGUAUUAAAAUAGAAUCCUUAAACAUAAGACCAAAGGGGAAAAUCCACACUGAUGGCUUUGCUGUGCUUGGAAAACUUAAAAAUAAUCCACAAAUUUCAGUUCCA
This is a messenger RNA of Acanthisitta chloris (rifleman), 861 nucleotides long. RefSeq names its product collagen alpha-1(IX) chain-like. The record is from RefSeq and is a predicted model, not a curated record. The transcript is spliced from 5 exons. NCBI's taxonomy places the organism in Eukaryota, Metazoa, Chordata, Aves, Passeriformes, Acanthisittidae. The annotation marks the transcript as partial.